GGCACAACCUCACACACCACCUCAGACACACCAAACACAGCACCUCACACACACCACCCAGACCCAAACUCACAACCAACAUGCCUGUAGAUUUCAACGGCAAGUGGGAACUGGAGACCAACGAGAACUUUGAAGAUUACUUGAAAGCCCUGAACAUAGACUUUGCCACCAGGAAGAUAGCGGUGCACCUGUCCCAGACCAAGGUACUGGUGCAGGACGGAGACCGCUUCCAGACCAAGACACUUAGCACCUUCAGGAACUACGAGGUGGACUUUGUUGUUGGGGAGGAGUUUGAGGAACACACCAGGGGGCUGGACAACAGGGUGCUGAAGACCCUGGUGAGGUGGGAGGGAGAGGUGCUGGUGUGCACCCAGCGAGGGGAGAAGUCUAACCGGGGCUGGAAGCUGUGGAUCCAGGGUGACCAUCUCCACAUGGAGCUCACGUGCGAGGACAAAAUCUGCAGACAGGUGUUCAAGCGGAAGGAGUAACGGAGCACACAAAUUUUUUCGUUCUCGUGUGCAUGUGUCACCUCGCUCGCUAACCCUAUUCACGUGCUCGUCGUGUUUGUCCAUUGACAUAAUAUAUAAUAUACAGUCUAUGUGUUUACCGUGUGAGUUUCAACAACAUCAGUAAAGGUUUGUUUGUCAAAUAAAUAAAUAAAUAUAACGUU
This is a messenger RNA of Osmerus eperlanus (European smelt), 670 nucleotides long. RefSeq names its product retinol-binding protein 2-like. NCBI's taxonomy places the organism in Eukaryota, Metazoa, Chordata, Actinopteri, Osmeriformes, Osmeridae. Gene Ontology annotation, molecular function: fatty acid binding. Gene Ontology annotation, cellular component: cytosol; nucleus. The coding region runs from base 81 to 488 and encodes 135 amino acids. Gene Ontology annotation, biological process: fatty acid transport. The transcript has 4 exons. The record is from RefSeq and is a predicted model, not a curated record.